CCAAAAUAAUCUGUUGGCCAAUGAUCAUAGUACACAACUUAUUCACACCUAUUUCUACACGAGCCCACGCAAACAUAAAGUGUUUUCAGUCAGAGAUUAUCACAUUGAAACGAAAUGUUGUGUUCUUAGUUUAUACGGUGAAAAGUGAUUAUUUUGCGGGGUUCGUGGAUUAAUAUUUCAAAAAUAACAUCAACCCCUAUACAAAACAUUGUGUUCGGCAAAAUUUAAUUCAUAGAAAUAUUUUUCAAGUUAUAUUAAUUAAAUAAUUAAACAUAUGGAAUCUGAAUUGUCUCCAGAUAGAGAGAAAGAUAUACCACCCGUGCCUAUAAAAACAUAUCAAUGGGAAGAUUUGAGGAGAGCUCGUGAAGCUGGCAAGUACCCAUGGACGCAUCUACUGAAGGCACCACUUCAAGGUGAAAUUACUGCCGAAGAUAUCAUCAGAGAAACGACACCUAGAAGAAGUAUGUCGCGAGAAUUUUCACGGUCUCGGACACACUCGCCGGUGGACGGUGACGUCCAAAGGAUACUGAACCUUGACUCUUCACCCGGUAGUAGUCGCAAACAUGGUGAAGAAGGUGAAGAUGAGGGAGUGCAUAUACCAAAUUUCUCCAAAGAAAUAUCGUUAGAUUCUGAAGACGAUGUUAUAAACCAGGCUGUGAAAGCUUACGUAGUUAAACGUCCCGAAAGUCAAGCUAGUUCCCACUUAGCUGCACCUGUUGAGAUACCCAAAAAUGUAUCCCCUAAAGGAAUACUGAAACGUCGUGUACCAGAACAGCAAUAUAGCAUAGGAAUAACAUCAGAAACAAGAGAGAAAACAAAAUGUUGUCAUCCAUUAGUGAAUAAAAUAAAGCAUUUAGCAGACAAAACUUUACACAAACUAGAACGAAAUGAAAAUGAAAAAUCACCGACAUCGAAACGUAAGAAAAAUGAUGACACACAAGAAAUAAGGCAGCUUAGAUCGUCGCCUGGAGCCGUAAGGAGACAAAAAUUCGGUGCAAUCAAAUUAGGAAGCUCUGACGAAAUGAGUAAAACUAUGGUGGUAGACACACCGCCUCCACGGAAAAAGAAAGAACAUAUUUAUGAAGACAUUGAAGAAGGCAAAGAUGUGCAUUUCUCACCAGAUGUCGAUAGGCAGGGUGCCAUCAGACUGGAUGAGGAAACUGGAAGUAAUAGCAAUAAAGAAAAUGAGAGUCUGUUGGAGAAAAAAUCGAUCGCCUCUCAAGAUCCCAGCUUAGUGAUGGAAAACACGAGUUUGAAAUCAGAAGAUCAUGUUAUGGAGAAACUGCAUAAAAUUGAUAACGUGAAUAAAGAGGCCAUACUUUUAGAUGAAGAAAUGGAUCCUGAUGAGCCCAACGUAGACGAAAUUUUCCAAAAUCAAUUAGACGAAAGAGGACCAAGCAACGAAUCUCCCAAUAUUACUAUUACAGAAUUAACAGGUGAAGAUGCAGAGGUGACUGGUGAUCAACCUGCCGCUACACCUAUUGAAUCAUCACCCAGCCCCAGUCCACAAGAAACCGACGAUCGACAGAAAGUAGAAUACCCGAGCAGAAAAUGGUCUAAACACAGCAGUGAUCACGAAUAUGAAAUCAUCGAAAAGCCACCGCCUAACAUUAUUUACACUGCUCCGAGUGUAGAUGACAAACCAACUCAACUGGUAAAAGCGGAUGAUGAGUUAUCUAGUACCACAUCACUAGAAAGAAAAUGUCUGCAGCACACAUCAGAUAAGGACGAACAAUUAGACGAAAACGUUAAUUUACAUGAUGAUAAGAACGAAGGAAUGACGAGCGCUGAAGCAUUACAAAGAGACAUUGAAGAUCGAUAUUUUGUAAACACUCCGUCCACAAUAUCGCGCACGGAGUGUGAAAUAAGCACUAGUCAAGUUGAUUCGUCCGCGUUAGAACAGUUACCAUUGAAACGUGACAGUAGAUCUAAGAAUGCUGAAACCACUGAUAGUAAAAUACAACAGCGUAUCAGAGAAGGUACAGGUAAAUUAAAAUCUCAGGCCGGAAAAUUAAAAACUAAAUUACAAAAUAUUAAAUCAAAACAAUUCAAUAUGCCUGAAAAACCAAAAUUCUCGAUGCCUGAAAGGCCUAAAUUUAAAAUGCCUCAAAGACCUAAAAUAUCACUUCCUGAUCGGCCUAAAUUCACAUUACCUGACAGAAGAAAGUUCAGUUUACCUGAUAGACCCAAAUUUAAUAUAGCUGAAAAACUUAAUCGGUCAAAAUUUACACUCCCCGAAAGGCCAAAGUUCAACGUCCCUGAUCUACCUAAAUUCAAAAUGCCUGACUUUCACAGUCUUGGUAGGAAAAAAGAGCAAAAAGUUGCUUCAGACUCCACAGAUUCGAACGUGGAACCGACUGACGUUGCUACAGUCGAGUUUGAAGCAAGGACAUACCCCAGACUAUUCAAUAGAAAAAAGAAGUCAGAACUUCCUAAAACAUCUUCAUCACCAACGUUGAAUAGAGAGGAUACUCCACCGCCGACGUUCACGUUCACACGCGUCAAGAAAAAUAAAGAUGAGCCUACUUUUAUUCCUGAUAGUCCUGAGCAACCGCGAGAAUAUGGAAACAUUGAUAAUGAUGAUAACAACUUUGCGAUGGAAGAUGGCAGGCAAAUCGAAACUACUUACGACUUUGACAAAGUGGACACUGAAUACAUGGAUGACGAACCUGAAGUAUGUACUCUGGAAGACAGACAUCAGACAUCCGAACCCGAUAUGUCACCAUCUAAACAAGAAUACACACAUGUCAUAACCGAAAUAAAUAAUGACGAAUUUUUUGUACGACCGAGAGGUAUUUCUCGUGAAGAUAUUCAAACAAGGGAAUAUUUGAGCGACGAAACACGAAAAGCUUUUCAAACCCCGAAGAAUAUUCUCUCUAUGAUAGGGACUAAUUCGGGAAUGAGCGACGAGAACAUGUACGUCAACGAUCCUGAUGCUGAUCCUGAGCUGAUGAUCGACGACAACGAUCCGAUGAGGUAUUCAACUGAAGAUUUGAAUGACAAAGACGAUGGCUACUAUACGUUUCCACCAGUUAGGCCGUCGAGGGCGAAGCGAAAGAAGAAGGAGGAGGAGGAAUUGAAGCAAACUCCGUACAUAGACGAAAGUGUCAAUGCCAGUAUGCAAUUUAGUGAGGUAGACUUGGGGAUGCCAGAAGAUCAACAGGACGAGCAUAUAAGUUGUGACGUGGAAGACAAUAUUGAUAUGCAGAUGCACGUCAACAAUCACCUUGAUUUUACUCCCACUACUGACUUGCAUUCUAUACAUGAAUACGCAAACGAUGACGUUAUUCAGUACCCAGAGAAUAUUCCCAUACAGUCACAAACUCUGCCUAUGCCACCGAAAAGGAAGAAGAAGUUUGGUAAGAAGGACUUCAAGCAUUCGUCCCUGAACGACUUCAACAAUGUGACUGCUUCACAGUUGUGGGAGCAACCUCAGGAACAUGAGACGAAUGAUGACAUCAUCGUGUAUAGAACUGAACAUGAAUACAUCGUACCACAAGAAUAUGCGCACUCCACGGUUACCGAGCACAGCCCCGUGCCACCGCGACGCACCCGCUCUAGAAGUUCCAGAGGCACCUCUCUCUGUGACGAUGACCGUACAUCACAUGGUGCCGAGUCACUCAUACUGGAUACUAACAUACCACACCCGGAAGAAAUUGUCAUGGAAAGGGAAAUACGCCACGACAGCCCCGGUUACGCCACGGUUGACAAAGGCGCUUAUACACCAAGCAAAGGCGUUAGGCGCUCAAAAAGCAAAACUCCACCGAGGCGUCGUAAGAGUAACAGCUCAGAACGCAAAUAUUACACAGUUGGACCCACAAAGCCAGUUGGCCCUGACAGACCGCCACGCAAAAAGUCUUCAACUAGUCUUAUGACAUUGGAUAGCUUUACCAAACGCUCGGUAAGUGGUGACUUGACACAAUACGUUGAAAUUGAUGAACCCUUUGAGGAAGUCCAUAAAGAUUUGAAUUCAGGAGAAGUGGUAAAUAAAAUGAAAGAUCGACCUUUACCCCCACCUCCUCGCCCACCUAGAGGAUCAAGGCGAAGAAAAAGGGACCUAAAGAAUGACUUCCAGAGAAGCAUAUCCACAGAUGCAGAAUCUGCUAUGGGAAUAUCUCGUGACUUUGAGGAAGAUCAAGAUCAAGACCAAGACCAAGAGCAAACUAAACCCACUGAUGUUUUAGAAAUCGAAGUUUCUACUCAAACUGACCCGCUACCAGAUGAUGUAGACUUCGAAUUGGGUAUGGAUGAUAAUCUGGACAUUUCUAUGUCCAGCUCAUUACGAGAUAUUAUUGACGAAGAUUCUAUGCUUUCAAGGAGUCAUCCCAAACUUGGUGAAAGCCCUCGUGUAUCACGACCUACAUCGCGUACCGAUAAGUCUUCAAAACUUUCUGACCCAAAAAUAUCUGAGCUAUCUAAACCUACUCUCGGGCGCACGUCACCGACAGUGAUCUUGGUAGAGCGACGAGUGUCAAGUCCAACAAGAAUAAAUGAACGUGAGGAAAUGUUAACCGAAGCUUCGUUAACCGUUCAACCAAUUGAUAUCGACGAAUCUCAAAUCCCAGAUGUACCUCCACUCCCAAGGCCAAGAGCCAUUUCAAGUACGCGACCUAAAAAUACUGUACCACCUAGUGAAGAACGGGCUCUUGAAAAAGUCAGUGACGCAAGUAGAGAAGUACAAUUGGAUAAUUUGGUUACACAACGACUUCAGGUGAAAGAUUUAGAUGUGGGGCGACUAAAUGUAUCUGAACUACAAGCUAACAAAAUCUUAGUAUCUGAUAUAGAAGGCAUGACAUUACAAGUGUCGGAGUUAGAUUCCAAGUCCGGGCACAUUUCCGUGAGUGGAAUUGAGUUCUCUCAGUCAGUAAUAGAUGAGAUCGUUAAGAAGUUUGCUGAAAUAUCAACAGCCCAUGCGCCUCCACCACCAGCACCAGUAGCUCCCACGAUGCUUGAAGUCGUUGAAACGCCAAGGCCAGUUAGUAGAGAGGAACAUACACAAACAGAUGAACAAAUUGCUCCUAAUGAGAUACCCGCAGAAACAAAACCUGAAGUUAAACCUCUUGAAGAGGAAGCUCCUCAAACACCACCUCCUCCAAGACCUCCAAGUGCAGAGGAUACUGGAGCUCCCCCACAAAGACCACCGCCACCUGAUUUGACUCCUUUGUUGUACUCAUAUCUCCAGGACAUCACUAUACCUCCUGCUUCUUUCUUCCCUAGUCGGUCGCUUAGAGACAGACCUCAUUUUGAUUUUCAUGACUCCCAACACCAGACUCCUCCACCGCCCACUCGACGAGCUAAAAGGAAACCUGCUGCUCCUCAUUCUGAAUCAAGUUCGGACGACGGCAGACCACGUCCCUCCCCUCGCCGUAUGGCCGCUCCCGUGAGAACGCAUGAGCCUACAAUAACCGAGGCGGGAGCGCAAUUUCUGCGCGUCUGCCAUUCUUCUAUUACCAGAACUAUAAGGAGUAUGUUCAACUCGUUCAUGUCAUACAUCAGCGGCACUGAAGACAAGAAGGACGUACAGAUGGCGAUGGUAAUAUUCCUGGUGCUAGUCGCAGGGCUGAUCAUGUUCGGGCUGAGUGACAGCCGGGCGGUGCACCAUCACCACUGGGAGUUCUUCAACCCGCCUGAUGGAAAACCAUGAUCUUGUACUUCAUCGAGUUUUUGGUAUAAAGUCAAUGUAAAUUACGAAUUAGUUUUAAGUUCGACAGACUUGUUGGACGCGCGGAAUACUGUAUUGUUGAUUUUAAUUUGUGAUGAGGACACAUGAUUUGCGGAGAAAUGUCCAGUAUUGUAAAUUGUGAUAUCUAGUCACCUUCUAUUUAUUUAAUUUUGUUUGUUUAAAACUGUUAUGAACAUUGUAGCGUCCGAACAAGUCUGGUUAUUUAUUGACAUGAACUGUAAGAUGCAAACGUUUUAUGAAAAGAAGUAAAUACGCAUUUUAUGC
This is a messenger RNA of Spodoptera litura, 5947 nucleotides long. Lineage: Eukaryota; Metazoa; Arthropoda; Insecta; Lepidoptera; Noctuidae. The record is from RefSeq and is a predicted model, not a curated record.